This is a messenger RNA of Boleophthalmus pectinirostris (great blue-spotted mudskipper), 1862 nucleotides long. RefSeq names its product V-set and transmembrane domain-containing protein 5. Gene Ontology annotation, cellular component: dendrite; plasma membrane; axon. The record is from RefSeq and is a predicted model, not a curated record. The transcript has 4 exons. Gene Ontology annotation, biological process: filopodium assembly; positive regulation of excitatory synapse assembly. Bases 149 to 706 code for a protein of 185 amino acids. Lineage: Eukaryota; Metazoa; Chordata; Actinopteri; Gobiiformes; Gobiidae.
GGUAACGCUGUGAUCUCCGGCUCGACUCGUUCCUCGGAGUGCGCUUAGACUCCUGAAAUACACGAGAAAAACACGCAGAUUCCACAAGACCCGGACACGGACCAAGAUGUGAGGGCUUCGGACGGGACUGUGAGCUGCGCGCGUCCUGAUGUGGUGGCUCUGGGGGGUAAUCGGAUUGGCUCUCUCCGUGUGGUACAUAGAAGCCGGAGCCAUCUCCAUCCAGUGUGGGCAGCGGACCCUGACCCGCGCCGUGCAGGACGACGUGCACUUCUCGGUGGCGGUGGAGUGCAAUGGCGCCCCCACCCUCCGCUGGAGCUUCAUGUCCGGGUCCGUCAGCCGCGACAUCGGGACGUGGCAGCCGGGAAACUUCACCAACAUCACGGCGGACUACAGCGACAGAGCGCAGGCCUUCGCCAACGGGUCCAUGCUCCUGUCCAACCUGCGGGUCCAGGACGCGGGCUUCUACGUGCUCACGGUGACCGAGGGCGGGGGCAGCAGCCGGGACGUGGGCUUCGUGCUCAAGGUGACAGAGGUGCUGUACGAGGACCUGCAGUACCUCUCGGUCUCGGCUCUGGCUCUGGGCUGUGUGGCUGCUCUGCUCAUGUUCUGCAUGUGGCUCCUGGACAGACUGUACCAUCGCGUCAGGGCCUGGAGAUGCAGGAAACGCAUGCCAGAAGCAGAUGAAACGGAGCUGCAGAUGCUCUGAGAACACCAGGCCCCUCUGCACACAGACUCAUGUGCUGAUUUAAUGAAGACUGGACUGACUUUGGUCGGCUACCAACAGUACAUACAGUAUGAAGGAAAGUGGGAUCUCUUGCAGUGACUGCUGUUGCAUUUGUAAAAAGUAUUUUCAAAGUUUUCUCAUGGACAUGUGUUGAUAAUAGUGCAGCUUCAGCCUGUCUACACUCUGGGUAAACAAACCCGGCACAGUUAGUACAGGAGCGGUGCAGUUCAAGGAGCAGCUGUGAGCGCAGUCGUUUGCAGCUCCAUCUUGUACACAAAGAUCCUGCCCUCCAUCUUGCUCCAGUGCACUUCUCUGUGCGACUCACUCAGGAGGCUCCAUGUGGAGUUCUGGACCACCUCACUCUUCUGAAGCUCUUUCUGGUUUCUGGGGAAUUGGACCAGCAUCUUACAGCUGCUCUCCGGACCGUUACUCACUGUGAGAUAGCUGAUACAACACCUAUGAGUGAGCCGUGUGGAGGUGAGUCUUACCUGAGAUGGUGUAGUCUCCACUGGGGGAGCCCACAGUCACUGCAGACGUGUGGCUCACACUCUCGAUGGGUCUCAGUCCCACUUAGUUACUGAAGCUGGGCACGAGCCAGACCAUGACUCUGACCAGCUGCUGCACGGUGUGAACCUGGUGCUGGAACAUCUGCGCACAAACACACACACACAAACACACACACACACAUAUACAUAUACACGUUCUUACCUGAGACAGGAGAAAGUCCCGCAGCUCCUGUGGGACAGUGGGACCACACGGCCGUCUGUAAGCACCACCUGGAGCUGCCCCACAGCUGGAUGGACCUGCCCAGGCACAGCACACAGUUACAUUUGGCCCAGAACAAAGAUAAUGAAGGCCUUCUUGUGGACACUGGGGGGCUUUUUAUAAUGUUAAGCAUUCACAGUGUUCUCUGUUCUUAUGUAAAUAUGACAGACAUGUGCUUGUUCUGCUCAGAGCAGGUACAACAAUGUAAAUAGUUUUACUUUACAAGCCACACUCAUGUCGCCCUGGGUAAACAGACUCACUAGCGCCCCCUGCCUAAAGGAAAGAAGCAGAGUCUGCCUGAGAACACACAGCACAGGAGGAGGGCUCCCAUCAUCCAUGUUUCUGUUUCAUUUGUAACAUUAAAAUGGUUUGU